CACACAAAGUAUAGUGUAUGAUGUCUUAACUACACAUGGUAAUUAUACUUUGUUGUAGUAAUAACAGCAAUACUAGCACUAGCAGCAGAAUCCAGAAGAAGCAGUAGUAAUGAUAAAGGUAAAAGUGACAGUACUAAUAGUAGUACCAGUAGUUGCAGUAACUGUAGGAUGGGUAGUAGUAGUAUCCUUACCAGCAAUAUAUAAAAGUACCAAUAAUAUUAGUAUCAGUGGUGGCACCAGUGUCAGUCCAAGUAGUAGUUUUAUUACCAGUGACAGUAGUAACAGUACCAGUAGCAUCACCAGUAGUAACAGUACCAGUAGCAUCACCAGUAGUGACAGUACCAGUAGCAUCACCAGUGUUAACAGUAGCAUCACCAGUAGUAACAGUACCAGUAGCAUCACCAGUAGUGACAGUACCAGUAGCAUCACCAGUAGUAACAGUACCAGUAGCAUCACUAACAGUACCAGUAGCAUCACCAGUAGUAAUAGUACCAGUAGCAUCACCAGUAGUGACAGUACCAGUAGCAUCACCAGUGUUAACAGUAGCAUCACCAGUAGUAACAGUACCAGUAGCAUCACCAGUAGUGACAGUACCAGUAGCAUCACCAGUAGUAACAGUACCAGUAGCAUCACUAACAGUACCAGUAGCAUCACCAGUAGUAAUAGUACCAGUAGCAUCACCAGUAGUGACAGUACCACCAGUAGUAACAGUACCAGUAGCAUCACUAACAGUACCAGUAGCAGUGACAGUACCACCAGUAGUAACAGUACCAGUAGCAUCACUAACAGUACCAGUAGCAUCACCAGUAGUGACAGUACCACCAGUAGUAACAGUACCAGUAGCAUCACUAACAGUACCAGUAGCAUCACCAGUAGUGACAGUACCACCAGUAGUAACAGUACCAGUAGCAUCACUAACAGUACCAGUAGCAUCACCAGUAGUGACAGUACCACCAGUAGUAACAGUAUCAUCACCAGUAGUAACAGUACCAGUAGCAUCACUAACAGUACCAGUAGCAUCACCAGUAGUGACAGUACCACCAGUAGUAACAGUACCAGUAGCAUCACUAACAGUACCAGUAGCAUCACCAGUAGUGACAGUACCACCAGUAGUAACAGUACCAUCACCAGUAGUAACAGUACCAGUAGCAUCACCAGUAGUAACAGUACCACCAGUAGUAACAGUACCAUCACCAGUAGUAGUACCAGUAGCAUCACCAGUAGUGACAGUACCACCAGUAGUAACAGUACCAGUAGCAUCACUAACAGUACCAGUAGCAUCACCAGUAGUGACAGUACCACCAGUAGUAACAGUACCAGUAGCAUCACUAACAGUACCAGUAGCAUCACCAGUAGUGACAGUACCACCAGUAGUAACAGUACCAUCACCAGUAGUAACAGUACCAUCACCAGUAGUAACAGUACCAGUAGCAUCACUAACAGUACCAGUAGCAUCACCAGUAGUGACAGUACCACCAGUAGUAACAGUACCAGUAGCAUCACUAACAGUACCAGUAGCAUCACCAGUAGUGACAGUACCACCAGUAGUAACAGUACCAUCACCAGUAGUAACAGUACCAGUAGCAUCACCAGUAGUAACAGUACCACCAGUAGUAACAGUACCAUCACCAGUAGUAGUACCAGUAGCAUCACCAGUAGUAACAGUACCACCAGUAGUAACAGUACCAUCACCAGUAGUAGUACCAGUAGCAUCACCAGUAGUAACAGUACCAGUAGCAUCACCAGUAGUGACAGUACCAUCACCAGUAGUAGUACCAGUAGCAUCACCAGUAGUAACAGUACCAGUAGCAUCACCAGUAGUGACAGUACCAUCACCAGUAGUAGUACCAGUAGCAGUGCUGUGGUAGUACUAAUAGUAAUAGUACCAGUAGUGGUAACGCCAGUACAAGUAGCAGUAGAAGUCAUAGUAACAAUCUCUGUAGUACAAAUUGUGUUUUUACAAAUACACCAAUAA
This is a messenger RNA of Siniperca chuatsi (mandarin fish), 1975 nucleotides long. RefSeq lists its product as uncharacterized. The record is from RefSeq and is a predicted model, not a curated record. NCBI's taxonomy places the organism in Eukaryota, Metazoa, Chordata, Actinopteri, Centrarchiformes, Sinipercidae. Bases 110 to 1975 code for a protein of 621 amino acids. The transcript has a single exon.